This is a messenger RNA of Cucumis sativus (cucumber), 1566 nucleotides long. Its product is annotated as stemmadenine O-acetyltransferase. NCBI's taxonomy places the organism in Eukaryota, Viridiplantae, Streptophyta, Magnoliopsida, Cucurbitales, Cucurbitaceae. The coding region runs from base 40 to 1428 and encodes 462 amino acids. The transcript has 3 exons. The record is from RefSeq and is a predicted model, not a curated record.
UAUAUUGUUAGUUCAUUAUUAAUUCUAAAACCGAAAGGCAUGGAAGUGGAGAUAAUAUCAAGUGAAACUAUCAAACCAUCUUCUUUUCCACAAUCUCUUCAUCUAAAAUCCUUCAAACUAUCAGUUCUUGAUCAACUCUCUCCCUUCACUUACACUUCUCUUGUCUUCUUCUACACUCUCAACAAUGAAGAAUUAUCCAAUGAAGACACUGCUCUCCAUCUUUCACAACCCCUCAAAACCUCCUUAUCUAAAGCCCUCUCCGCCGAUUUCUACCUUCUCGCCGGCACCAUCAAACACAACAAACAAAUCCUCGCCAAUGGUGUCGGAGCUCUUUAUCAAGUUGCCAGAGUUCAGGGUGCCAUGUCUAAGGUUUUGAACCAACCAAGCUUCGAGUCGUUGAGUCAACUCCUCCCUUUUCGAUCUCUACAGAUCAUGUCAUCGUCGACAAAGGAAGCAAUAUAUCCUCAAGUCGCCGUCCAACUCAACGCCUUCAACGGCGGCGGGGUGGCCGUGGGGGUCUGUUUUUUACACAAGAUCAUCGACGGGACAACACUGAGCGGGUUUCUAAGGCGGUGGGCCGCGGUGGCCGGAGGGUCAGCCGCCGAAGAGAAAGGAGGAGAGGGAGUGGCGGAAUACACGGUGGGGGCAGAGGCUUUCCCCGGACGAGAUUCAUUGCUGGGAAACUCAUGGCUUUCAAAAGGAUAUUCACCAUUUGUGGGUGAAGGAAUUAGGAUAAAGAGAAGAAGGUUUGUGUUUGAAGGAGAUGCCAUUUUAGAGCUUAAGGAGGAACUAAUGAAAUGGAAAGAUGUGAGGAAUCCCACAAGUGUUGAACUGGUUACUGCUUUCAUAUGGAAGUAUUUGAUGAUAGCGGCAAGAAAAAGAUCAUCGGGUUCUCAACAAAUUUCUUCGGUAUUGACUCAUGCAGUGGACCUACGAAGAAGAAUGGCACCACCAUUACCACCAACCUCCAUGGGAAACAUUUUGUGGAGUGCAGUUGCUCAUUACGACUCAACAGACGACGUAGAGAUAGAACUGAGCAAGCUCGUCAAUCUUCUUUGGGAAUCAUUUACCGAGAUCGACAACAAGUUCAUACAAGAAAUGGAGGGAGAAGAAGGGUUUCAAACAAUUUCAAAAUGGUUCAUGAGGAUGCAAGAGCUUUAUUCUUCGAAGCCAUAUGCAUAUGGAUUUACAAGUUGGAGAAAUAUGGGACUAAACGACAUCGAUUUCGGGUGGGGAAGACCUUCGUGGGUCAGCUUUGCAGGACCUGAAAAUUCAGUGCUGAAAAAUAUUGUUGUGUUGAAGGAAGACAAUUUGGGAGAUGGAAUUGAAGCAUGGAUCAUGUUGGAUGAGGAUGAGAUGAACAUAUUGGAAAAUGAUCAACAAUUCCUUGCUUUUGCUUCUUAUAAUCCAACUAUCUAUUUAGGUUAAGCGAUCGAAAUUAUCUCUUUGUUAAUUGUUAGUAUUGUAUUAUUAUUUGUUAAUCAGCUAGUUUAGUGUGUUGAUCUAAUGUAUUAGAAAAAAUUCUGUGAUAUUUAAAAUUAGAAAAAGAAUCAGUUUUAAAGUGUA